This is a messenger RNA of Camelina sativa (false flax), 1765 nucleotides long. NCBI's taxonomy places the organism in Eukaryota, Viridiplantae, Streptophyta, Magnoliopsida, Brassicales, Brassicaceae. The record is from RefSeq and is a predicted model, not a curated record.
AUUCCACCAGAAGAAGAGGAUCAUAAAUUGCCAAUGAAGAAAAGGAGUUCAUCUUUUUAUAUUGAAGAAAAUAAGGAACCAGUUGAUGUCUCAAAGGUAGACUUGUCUUCUGUGAAUUUGGCUGUUGGGCAAAUGUAUGAUACAAAGGAGCACCUAAAAACACGUUUGAAGAUACUAACCUUGGUUCAAAGGUUUGAUUAUUAUGUUUACAAAUCGAGACCAACAUUAUUGAUUGUAAAGUGUUGGGUUAAAGGAUGCAAGUGGAGGGUAACAGCUGCAACAUUAAGACACUUUCCAAAGUUUGAGGUGCGUGUGUUUAUUUCAGCACAUACAUGUUCAGUAACAGAGCGCUCUAUGCGUGCCCGACAAGCAGAUCAUCAUAUUCUAGGAGAGUUGUACAAAGAUUUUGUUGGUGGAGUUGGUCCCAAGAUGGAUUAUUGGAAAGCAUAUCGAACGUUAAGGCAUGCUCGCAAGUUGGUCAGGGGUAGUCCAGAGAGUGGUUAUGAGCAGCUUCCUACAUAUUUGUAUAUGAUAAAAAGGGCAAAUCCUGGAACUUUUACACAGCUUGAUGUUGAUGAAGCUCAAAGAUUUAAGUACUGUUUUCUAGCAUUUGGUGCAAGCAUACAGGGAUUUCCGUUUUUGAGGAAAGUGGUUGUUGUGGAUGGUACUUUUUUACAGGGAAAAUACUUAGGGACACUACUGACAGCAACAGCUCAAGAUGGCAAUUUUCAGAUUUUUCCUAUUGCUUUCGCCGUGGUUGAUACAGAGAAUGAUGAAUCAUGGGAAUGGUUUUUCAAGCAACUCAGCUGUGUGAUACCAGAUGAUGAAAGCCUUUCCAUUAUUUCUGAUAGGCAUCAAUCAAUUGGGAAAGCUAUUAAAAAGGUCUAUCCAAAGUCUAGUAGGGGAAUAUGUACAUACCAUAUGUACAAGAAUAUUUUGGUCCGGUUUAAAGGUCGAGCAGAAUUCGCUUUGGUUAAAAAGGCGGCGAAUGCUUUUAGACUUAUCGACUUUCAAACCACAUUUGAUCAGAUAGAAGCCAUGAAUCCAGCACUACAUGAGUACCUCGUGAGGGCUGAUGUGCGUAUGUGGACUCGUGUACAUUUCCCAGGUGAUAGGUACAACUUGCUUACAAGCAACAUUGCAGAAUCAAUGAAUAAGGUCAUGUCACAUGCUAGGAGCUUUCCUAUUGUACAACUGUUGGAAGAAAUAAGGUCUGUGAUGACUAGGUGGUUUUCUGAUAGAAGGACUGAUGCAUUGAAGAUGACAACAGACUUGACUCGUGGUGUAGAGAAAAUUCUCCAGGGUCGUGUGGACUAUGCUAAGUUACUUACUGUCCAAGAUAUCGAUGCACACCAAGUACAAGUAACAAGUGGAACAUCUCUGCAUGUUGUCAAUUUGAAAGAUAAAAAGUGUACGUGUUGCACGUUUGACUUGGAGAGACUCCCUUGUGCACAUGCAAUUGCGGCCGGUGAAUUCAGAAACAUUUCUCGCAUUUCAAUGAGUCAUCCUUAUUAUCGCAAACACUACGUUUACGCUUCCUACGAGAAUGCCAUCAUGCCAAGGGCGCUUGAUAAAUCUGUUCCUGGACAUGUGAUAACGAAGGUAUGUAGACCACCGAUUCCAAAACAACAACCAGGUAGACCAAAGAAUUCAAGAAUCAAAUCGGCAUUGGAAAUUGCAAUGGAAAAGAAGAAGCCAAGAAAACAAUACACAUGUGGUAAUUGCAACCAAGUAGGACAUAAUCGCAAGACAUGUACUCUAUAAU